AGGAGCGGUGCCCGCGGCGGCUGCGGCCACGGCUGCGACUGGCUCGGGAGCCGCGCGUGAGGUAGCCGGCUCCCCGCCGCGAUUGGCCGGCCGCGGCGCCCGCUCCCACAAUGCAGUGCAUGGCGCGUCAUUGAAGAGAGACCAUGAUGGCGGCGGCGCUGGGGCCCCCAGAAGUGAUCGCUCAGCUGGAGAACGCGGCCAAAGUUCUGAUGGCACCACCUUCUAUGGUCAAUAAUGAACAACGCCAGCAUGCAGAACAUAUAUUCUUAUCAUUUAGGAAAUCAAAAUCACCUUUUGCUGUUUGCAAGCAUAUCCUGGAAACUAGUAAAGUGGACUAUGUCCUUUUUCAAGCUGCCACAGCGAUAAUGGAAGCAGUUGUUCGAGAAUGGAUUCUUUUGGAAAAAGGUAGCAUCGAGUCACUGCGAACAUUCCUUUUAUCCUAUGUCUUACAAAGGCCUAACCUACAAAAGUAUGUUCGGGAGCAGAUUCUGUUAGCAGUAGCAGUAAUAGUAAAACGAGGAUCAUUAGAUAAAUCAAUUGACUGCAAAAGCAUUUUCCAUGAAGUCAGUCAGUUGAUAAGCAGUGGCAAUCCCACAGUGCAAACUCUGGCAUGUUCCAUUCUAACAGCACUGUUGAGUGAAUUCUCAAGUUCGAGUAAAACAAGCAACAUUGGACUAAGCAUGGAAUUUCAUGGUAACUGCAAAAGAAUUUUUCAGGAAGAAGACCUUCGACAUUUCAUGUUAACUGUUGAAGUGCUGCAGGAGUUUAGCCGACGGGAAAAUCUAAAUGCUCAGAUGUCUUCAGUGUUUCAGCGUUAUCUUGCACUAGCAAAUCAGGUCUUAAGUUGGAACUUUCUUCCACCAAAUUUGGGUAGACAUUAUAUAGCUAUGUUUGAAUCCUCACAAAAUGUGAUGCUAAAGCCAACAGAGUCCUGGCGUGAGACCCUCUUGGACAGCAGAGUUAUGGAUCUUUUCUUUACAGUACAUCGUAAAAUUAGAGAAGAUUCAGAUAUGGCACAAGAUUCACUCCAGUGCCUAGCCCAGUUAGCCUCUCUUCAUGGACCCAUCUUUCCCGAUGAAGGUUCACAAGUGGAUUACCUGGCACAUUUCAUUGAGGGUUUACUGAAUACCAUCAAUGGGAUUGAAAUAGAAGACUCUGAAGCAGUGGGGAUCUCCAGCAUUAUCAGCAAUUUGAUAACUGUGUUCCCUCGAAAUGUUUUAACUGCCAUUCCAAAUGAACUCUUUUCUUCCUUUGUUAACUGCCUCACACAUCUCACUUGUUCUUUUGGGCGAAGUGCUGCUCUGGAAGAAGUGCUUGAUAAAGAUGACAUGGUGUACAUGGAAGCAUAUGAUAAAUUACUGGAGUCCUGGCUGACUUUGGUGCAAGAUGACAAACAUUUCCAUAAAGGCUUCUUUACCCAGCAUGCAGUUCAGGUCUUUAAUUCCUACAUUCAAUGCCACCUAGCUGCUCCAGAUGGUACAAGGAAUUUGACUGCCAAUGGUGUAGCCUCACGUGAGGAAGAAGAAAUAAGUGAACUUCAGGAAGAUGACCGAGACCAGUUCUCUGACCAACUAGCCAGUGUAGGAAUGCUAGGAAGAAUUGCUGCAGAACACUGUAUACCUCUUCUUACAAGUUUAUUAGAAGAUAGAGUGACAAGGCUCCAUGGUCAGUUACAGAGACAUCAGCAGCAGCUACUUGCCUCACCUGGUUCAGGUGCCAUUGACAACAAAGUGCUUGAUGAUCUUUAUGAAGAUAUUCACUGGCUUAUUUUAGUUACAGGCUACCUCUUAGCUGAUGAUACUCAGGGAGAGACUCCGUUAAUACCUCCAGAAGUAAUGGAAUAUUCCAUUAAGCAAUCAACUGAAGUUGACAUUAAUACAACACUUCAGAUCUUGGGAUCUCCAGGAGAGAAGGCUUCUUCCAUCCCAGGGUGCAACAGAACAGAUUCUGUAAUUAGGUUAUUAUCUGCCAUACUGAGGGUUUCAGAAGUUGAAUCUCGAGCAAUAAGAGCAAAUCUAACACAUCUACUUAGUCCACAAAUGGGAAAAGAUAUUGUUUGGUUCCUAAAACGAUGGGCAAAAACCUAUCUUUUGGUGGAUGAAAAACUAUAUGAUCAGAUAAGCCUGCCAUUCAGUACAGCAUUUGGAGCAGAUACAGAGGGUUCUCAGUGGAUUGUUGGCUACCUCUUAGAAAAAGUCAUCAGUAACCUUGCAGUAUGGAGUAGUGAGCAGGAUCUUGCAAAUGAUACUGUACAAUUGCUGGUUACUUUGGUGGAAAGAAGAGAAAGGGCAAACUUAGUAAUUAAAUGUGAAAAUUGGUGGAAUUUAGCUAAACAGUUUGCGAGAAGAAGCCCACCUCUUCACCUCUUGUCAAGUUCUGUGCAGAGAACAUUGAUGAAGGCUCUAGUUUUAGGAGGUUUUGCUCAUAUGGACACUGAUACAAAACAGCAGUACUGGACAGAGGUUCUACAGCCACUUCAGCAAAGAUUCUUGAAUGUGAUAAAUCAAGAAAAUUUUCAGCAAAUAUGUCAAGAAGAAGAGGUCAAACAGGAAAUAACUGCCACAUUAGAGGCACUCUGUGGCAUUGCUGAGGCGACUCAGAUUGACAAUGUAGCAAUCCUCUUUAAUUUCCUAAUGGACUUCCUUACUAAUUGCAUUGGACUGAUGGAAGUUUACAAAAACACCCCAGAGACUGUUAAUCUCAUAAUAGAAGUUUUUGUUGAAGUUGCACAUAAACAGAUUUGCUAUCUGGGAGAGUCCAAAGCUAUGAACUUGUAUGAGGCCUGCCUCACUCUGUUGCAAGUGUAUUCCAAGAACAAUCUAGGUCGGCAACGGAUAGAUGUUACAGCAGAAGAGGAACAAUAUCAAGAUCUCCUUCUCAUUAUGGAACUUCUUACUAACCUUCUGUCAAAAGAAUUCAUAGAUUUCAGUGAUACAGAUGAAGUAUUUAGAGGACAUGAGCCAGGACAAGCAGCAAACAGAUCAGUGUCAGCAGCAGAUGUUGUUUUAUAUGGAGUAAACCUAAUUUUGCCUUUGAUGUCCCAAGAUCUUUUAAAGUUUCCAACCCUUUGUAAUCAGUACUACAAGUUGAUUACAUUUAUCUGCGAGAUCUUUCCUGAGAAAAUUCCACAGCUUCCUGAAGACCUAUUUAAGAGCUUGAUGUACUCCCUAGAACUGGGAAUGACAUCAAUGAGUUCUGAGGUUUGCCAGCUUUGUCUGGAGGCCUUGACUCCAUUAGCUGAACAGUGUGCAAAAGCACAAGAAACAGAUUCACCACUCUUUCUAGCAACAAGGCACUUUCUUAAGCUGGUCUUUGACAUGCUAGUAUUGCAAAAGCAUAACACAGAGAUGACAACUGCAGCAGGCGAAGCAUUCUACACGUUAGUGUGUUUGCAUCAGGCUGAAUACUCAGAAUUGGUUGAAACUUUACUGUCAAGUCAGCAAGACCCAGUCAUUUACCAGAGAUUAGCAGAUGCCUUCAACAAGCUUACUGCAAGCAGCACUCCUCCCACGCUGGAUCGUAAACAGAAGAUGGCCUUCCUGAAGAGUUUAGAAGAAUUUAUGGCAAAUGUUGGUGGUCUCCUUUGUGUAAAAUAAACAACAAAACUAUAUGCUUAAUUUAGACCUUUUCUGCAAAAUGCACUGAAACGCUGAAAGUUGACUAAGUCUUGCUCCUGUUUCUGGGUUCUUUGGUCGUUUUGGAUUUUGAAGAGCCUGAAAGUUUGUUAUAUAAUUCAGUGACACAGGAGAGGUCAACUUUGAAUCAGCUUCUGCUACUAUGUGUUAGCCACAAUCUGUCGUGUGUGUUGUAGAGAAUGAAUGGCAAUUUGAAAUUUUCAGAAUGAAAUUCCAUAUAUGUGCAAACAGAUAUGGCACCAUGAAAUAUAUAUUCAGUGCCUUUUCCCCCCGUUUGUCUAAACAUAGAUGGCCAGAUAAAGGUUAGAAUUUUUGUUACUGAAAACAUUUUAGAUGAGUAUUCUGUAAACUCUAACAGGUUUUGCUGUUAUAAGCUUUAUUUUUUUCCUCUCUGAAGAUUGAGUUCAGGAUCUAGUGGGAAAAAAAACAAACAUCACCAAAUGUUGGGCUUAUUUUUUAACUUCUGUGUUUUAUUUGUUUUGUUUUUCUAUAUCAACCCAGUAUUACAGGUUUAUGUAAUACAGGUUUUUAUUUUUUCUGGUGCCUGAGAUUCAGGAGGAAAAAAGCUGUAUGUUUUGUUCCCUAAAAAAACUUUAGGAACUGUAGCCAUUUCAUUGCCUUAAUUUUAAAAAAGGAGUACAAAAAGAGCAGGCGUUUUGAUAAAAAUGCAGGUUUUGAUGCUUCAACAAUUGGUUUAGGUUGUUAGCUGCUGUCUCCCUAUUUCCCUUUUUGAUAGUAUGUAUUUCUGUAAACAUGAGUCAGUGAAAGGUUCAUGUGUAGUCUAUUUAAAGUUUGUUUUAAUCCAACUACAUUGCACACAGCUGUAACAAUCUACACUGAAUAGUUUGCUUAAGCAAUAACAUUCAAAGGGUGUAAAUUAUUGAUUUAUACAAACUAUAUCUUAAGUUGGGGCAUUAGGGGCAAUAAUUAUGCUAGACUGGGAUGUCAUACUCAUUUCAUCAGGAGCCACAUAAAUUUGAUUUCAAAGUAAAAAAUACACUGUUAGAUGCUCUACUAUUUCCCACUUAUAUCUCCACAGUCAGGGACUUGCUUUCCAGUGCUGCCAUGCUCUCUGUAGUUCUGUAUGCCAGCUUAAAUGAUGAAAAUGACCAUGUUUUAACAACCACAAGCGUACUGAACACAUUCUGAUCUACAACCAGAAUAUAGCAAAUGUGAGGAUAGACUGUACAGUGCUGUGCUGUGAGCACAAUCAUAGGUUUUGGUAGGGAGGGGUGAAUUUGUCCUUUCACUAUGUUCUUGACACUUACAUGCUGUGGAAUAUUUUGGGUAUAACAUAUCCACUUUUUACUCAGUUGUGUGUAGCAUCACAUUUGUAACUCUAUGCCAUCUUCAUCAGUUCAUCUCAAGACAGUUACAGUCGACUAAUCUCUAGCAUCUAAAGUCUGUCCAACCCAUACAUGUGACAUUACGUAUGAAUUCAAGGGCAAAGUGCCGUCACUCUUUUGGGAUACCUUUCUCUUAAUUUAAUCCAUUAUUAAAUAAAAGCUGGGCUGGAUCAAACCUAUCUUAAAGACUGUUAACAUAAAUCUUUUUUAGAAAAAAUAUUCAAUUGAUAUGGCAUCUUUCCAUAUCUUAAGAUAUUUUCAGUAAGACUUAUUAAAAUGUGAAGCUAUUUUUAGAUUUCCUAAAGUCCCAUUUUCAUCCUUCAGAAUGUUAAAUUGUUGUACAUCAGAAUCCACCUUAUUUUGCAUUGGUUUUCCAUUUUUAUUUUAAUUAAUGAACUCAGUUUUCCCCCUUCUUGGGCGCAAUAGAGAUGUGUGUACGUCCAUCCCUUUGCAAAGGGUACUACAACAUAGGCUGUUGCUUUAAUAGUUUGGCCGGCAGGGACAGGAAUGAAAAUCAAGUUGGAAAAAAAGAAUUAACAGUAAUUUGAGUGAGAAACAUUUUAAUGAAUAAAUGGCAUUCACACUUAAUAAACUGCCUACCAAGAUUGUAAUAUCUUUACCAGAUAUGCCAAGGCUAUUAAUAUUUGUGCAAUUUUGUGGGCAGAUUUUGAAUAAAGUAAUAUUUGCUUCAUAUUGGACCAAAUCAAACUUCAGAGAAUUAAAAUGUAAUAAUGUCAGAUUGGGGGAAAAAAGUAGCAAGUGAGGAUGCUAAUUAACACACUAGAACAGCUAAACUUUGUUCAAAGCUAUGUUUGUUUUGUGAGUGGGUUUUGUGUGUGUGUGUGUAUUUGUAUGUAUGCAUGGUUUGAAUUCUUGCCCAGUGGGUAUCAAGAACACUGUCUUAUUCCAAUAAGUUGACUUCCUGUUGUAACUGACUACCUGUUAAAUUUUCAAGGAUUUUUUAAAAAACAAACAACUUUUUACCCCUUUAUAUAAAUAUGUUAAAGGGACACUGUCAGGUAUUUUAUCUGUAGACUCUGUGUGUGUGCGUGCGUGCGUGUGUGUGUGUAUGUGUCUCUCUGUGUAAAUUUCUACUCUUUAUAUAUCUUUCAACCUCAGCAUUUUCCUUUCAGCUUUAUCCUUUGUUUUUCAUUUCUUUUACUUCGCCUGUUUAUGUUUCCCAAGGCAAAAUCGGGUUGUCUUUUGUUAGCUUUUGUAUUUAUAUAGUACCAUAAAAAAUGGUGUCGUCAUAGUUCUAGCAAAAAAAAAGUUAAUUAUUGUGCUACUUCUGCUGAUUGGAUGGCUGCCUCUUCAAAUGUAUUUACUCGACAGUGUCCUUUUCAUUGCAAUUAUUUGGCUCUUCCUGCUAUCCCUAAAUCUUUUUUGGAUACAUGGCAUGUUAACAUCACUCCAUUGAGUUUCACCUGCUGUGAAUUGUGAUUUUUUUUUUUAAGAAAAAAGAUUUGCAGUUUUUCUUAGAAGUUGUUUAUACAAUUCAGUCUUGUUUAAUUGUAUACCAUGUGUCUGGAUUGUAUAGCAUUUCUCUAUUCAGAUGAGAUAUUUAUUAUUCUAAAAACAAUUCCUGCAUUUUCCCUUUUUUACAGCCAAGAAUCUGAGUGAUUCCCUCCCCUGUCCAAAAAUUUUUAAUAUUCCCAUCCACUGUACUUAGUUUUCUUAAUCCAUUAACCUAACUAAAUAUCAGUUUUUGUUUUUUCCCAUCUACAUUCUUAUCUCUGUUGCUACUUAUAUGAACUCAAGCGCCAAAAGGAAACCACUGUAAUAUUCAAGGAUUUUACAAUUGAGUUGAGUGUCAUCGUGGAACAAAGAACCUGUCAAUUGAACAUUUUUUAAAGUUUUCUUCAUUUAGAAAAUUAUUGAUGAUCCUUUUGCAGCUCUCAUCACUAAAAGUAGUUGUAUCAUCAGGUCUUCUUAGCUAUUUCUAUUACAGUUACUUAGAGAAUGUGGGAGAAUGAGGUUUUUUUGGUUCAGAAGUAACCUUAGUACUUAUUCUCAUAUCCUACUAAAUCAGAGAAUAAAGAAUUUGGUCCUGAGGUGUUUUUUGUUUUGUUUUGUUUUUUGGUUUGGUUUGGUUUGGUUUUUUGCCUUAAUAAGUUACAAAAUUGUGAAAAAAACCACUUAGCUACAUAAGAAUAUGAUAAUGUUUGAAAUUAUUUUUAAAUUGGAGAUGUGUGGAUAUUCUAUGAUUUGGCUCAAAUCCUUUUCUAAAAGGACUAACUAACCAUUUUCUCAACAAAAAAAAAUUUUUUAAUGUGUUUGGAAUUUUAAAUUGGACCUGCUCUUUAAAACUUGAUAUGAAUAACAUGUUUAAAGCUAAACGCAUCUUGGCUAUUUAAGAAAUGUGAAAGGUGCCAGAUUAUAAUGGUAACUGAUGGGGCAUCUGUAAUGAUAGAAUAUUGUGGCCCAGGCACUGGUGUAAACUUUUCAUUCACUCUGUUCUAAUAAUGUAAAUCAAGCCUCUUUUGGAGAGGAGGGACAUGAGGUAAUAAGAAAUGUUUUUGGCCUCUGGGUCUGUUUAUUUCUGGAUUCUUUUCUAAAGAUUAUAGCAAAGUGACUUUGGUGGUGGUUCUUUUAUAGAGGUUAGGAGAGUGUGGUAUGCACAUUAAUCUCCUAGGACUGACACCACAACUCAUUUUGUUCUUGAACAGUUAACAGCUGCUUAAACACAAGGUCUUUUGUGGUUUGUUAAUCAUCCAGUCAUCAGAGGCACUUACCCAUCCCUUUGUCCCUACCCUAACACCAUUCCUCAUUCCUGUCUGUAAAAUGAAGCUUUAGUUCUUUUCCCUAUCAGUCUUCAUUCCUAGCACCCUUAGCUGUUAGGAGCUGCUAAUUGCGUACUAAUAGCUAAUUUUCCUAGCCUACAAUUACCACAUCUGCACUAGAUACCUAUCAAGAGAGUCUGGCCCAACUGUGUUUUGAGUACAGACCUUCUGAUGUGCUGUACUACAUAAAAUUAUGACAAAUUAUAAAUUUUGGUAUUGUGAUUUGGUCUCUGUACAAAGAAAAGCUCAAUGCAGUGAAUUUGUGGUUUUAUGGUCACAAAAUGUUAGCACUGCUACCAAUACAGCACGUGUAAAUUUUUAAAAAUUUAUAAAUAUUAAAAUUUUAAACAUAUACAAAGACUUUUUCAAUUUUUUUAAAGAGACCCAGGGACAGAUAUACUGUUUAAAUAUUUACCUCUAUUGAGCAUAACUGAUGGUAUAAAAGUUGCAUUCAGUUUUUCAAAAGAUGCUGCAAUAAGACUUUAGGAAGCAAAUCAAGGCUAUGUAAUCGAGCUGGUUACAAGCUGAAUAUCAAACUGAUGAAAUUCUGUCUGUAUUUUUUUAAUCCAUAUAUGGGGGUUAAAAAUGUCUUUUUCACUAAAUAUUUUUAUUACAUUUUUGUUUUGACCAUGUGUGAUUUGUUUGUGUUCUUGGGUAUUUUCCAGGCUUUUAUGAAACUUGUUAAAUCAUGUUAGCUAUUUAACCAUUGUAGAAAGAUUAAAAGUGGAAGAAUUCAUUUCACAUUCACAAAAUAAUUUCAAACUGGACAUUAAUGAAUUGAUUUACAUCAAUAAGAUAAAAUACGCAUUUGCAUACCCCUUUGGGAGAACCUUUAGACCCCAUGUAAAAUAAAAUUCUGCCUUCUUCCCCCCUAUCCCCCCAAAAAUUUCGAUGAUAAACUAUGGUGGUUGUUCUUGAAAUAUUCAAAUACAAGAAUGUAGCCAGCUCCUGGUCUUAGAAACAUGAUUUAUUUUGGUCAAUUAAACUUAACUUCUUUUGUCAUAUUUGUGACAACAAGUUUAUAUUCACUUUGAGUUAAUGAUAACUUUUUGGGGGCUGCUUUGAAGUAUCCUGUUCAUAUAAUCUAGGCAUUCAGUAGGAAAAAAGGAGAAUUCUACAGUAUAUUCAGAUAAUUCAUGGGAAUCAGUAAUUCUGUGCAUCUUUCGCUGCCCAAGUUAAAAACAGAAUGUAUUACCCUGAAAAAGGUAUUUUCUAAGAGUAAAGAACAACAUGGUAUAAUGGGAAAAGUUUGAACUGAGUUAGUGAACCUGAGUUUUAAUUCAUUGUGUGUUAUCCAUGGGCCAGGCCUCAGCUUGCUUGUCUAUAAUAAUGAGAGGUUUGGAUUAGGUAACUUUUAAGGUCCCUUCCAGUUUUAACAUUCUAAAAUUCUCUUUGAGGGUCAGAAUUUGGGAUAGUUCAUAUUGAAAAAGAAAGUGAUUCUGUAAAAAUGUAUUGAGUACCUACUACUAUGUGCCAAGUAGUAUAGAUGUUACAUAAAUAAAGACAUUCUUGCCUUCUCUUG
Phascolarctos cinereus (koala) is the source of this 9283-nucleotide messenger RNA. It is a transcript of the gene XPO4, whose product is annotated as exportin 4. Gene Ontology annotation, cellular component: cytoplasm; nuclear pore. NCBI's taxonomy places the organism in Eukaryota, Metazoa, Chordata, Mammalia, Diprotodontia, Phascolarctidae. The record is from RefSeq and is a predicted model, not a curated record. Gene Ontology annotation, molecular function: nuclear export signal receptor activity. Gene Ontology annotation, biological process: protein export from nucleus.